Molecule: messenger RNA, 2565 nt
Organism: Rosa rugosa (rugosa rose)
Lineage: Eukaryota; Viridiplantae; Streptophyta; Magnoliopsida; Rosales; Rosaceae
Product: ARM REPEAT PROTEIN INTERACTING WITH ABF2-like
Exons: 18
Coding region: 83-2308 (741 amino acids)
Molecular function (GO): protein binding
Source: RefSeq, a predicted model, not a curated record
UCUGUCUCUCACUGACCUCUAUUCAAAAUCCAAAAAAUUCAUAUCUCUGGAUCAGCUUCUCUUCCAUUUUCGCGUUUCUUUGAUGGAGCUGCCGAGGCGCCAAGAUCAGAGCCAAUCGGAGAGGAAGGGGCAGAAGCGGAAACUGGAAGAGGAAAUCGGAGAGGAGCGAGAGAUCACGGUGCAGCAGUCCGGCGACGCCAGAAAAGCCAUACUGCUUCAGGUCGCCGAGCAGGUUCAAGUUCUUGACUCUUCUUUUUCCUGGAGAGAAGCUGAUCGAAACGCUUCCAAGCGCGCCACUCACGUCCUCGCCGAGCUCGCCAAGAACGAGGACGUAGUGAACGUCAUCGUUGAAGGCGGUGCGGUUCCGGCUUUGGUGAAACAUCUGCAAGCGCCGCCGUGCAGCGAGGUCGACCGGAGCUCUUCGAAGCACUGCGAACACGAGGUUGAGAAGGGCAGUGCCUUUGCACUAGGCCUUCUUGCCGUUAAGCCCGAGCAUCAACAACUCAUUGUUGACAAUGGUGCAUUGUCUCAUCUAGUAGAUUUGUUGAAGAGGCACAAGGAUAGUCAUGUAACUCGACCUUUGUAUAGCGUCAUUCGUAGAGCUGCUGAUGCCAUCACCAAUCUCGCUCAUGAAAACAGCAGCAUUAAAACCCGUGUCAGGAUAGAAGGUGGAAUUCCACCUCUAGUUGAGUUGCUUGAAUUUGCCGAUACAAAGGUGCAAAGAGCAGCUGCUGGAGCGUUACGAACCCUCGCAUUUAAAAAUGAUGAGAAUAAGAAUCAGGUAAUGGACCUUCCUUGUGAAAUUAUAUAUUUUCUAAAAUUUGGUAUAUUUAUUAUCAGAGAUGGAUUGAAAUUAAACAUAUCACGUAAAUUUAUGACUUUGCAGAUUGUUGAAUGCAAUGCUCUUCCUACCCUCAUUUUAAUGCUUCGAUCUGAAGAUGCUGCUAUACAUUACGAAGCGGUUGGUGUAAUUGGAAAUCUAGUUCACUCUUCUCCAAACAUAAAGAAAGAGGUUCUUCUUGCGGGAGCUUUACAACCUGUUAUUGGAUUGCUUAGUUCCUGCUGCUUUGAGAGCCAAAGAGAGGCAGCUUUGCUACUUGGACAAUUUGCUGCAACUGAUUCAGAUUGCAAGGUUCACAUUGUACAGAGGGGUGCUGUCCGACCUUUGAUUGAGAUGCUUCAAUCCCCAGAUGUACAACUCAGGGAGAUGUCAGCUUUUGCUUUGGGGAGGUUGGCACAGGACUCACACAACCAAGCUGGUAUUGCUCAUAAUGGUGGUUUAUUGCCAUUGUUGAAACUUUUGGAUUCAAAAAAUGGGUCUCUGCAACACAAUGCUGCAUUUACCCUUUAUGGCCUUGCAGAUAAUGAGGAUAAUGUGUCCGAUUUUAUUAGGGUUGGUGGUGUUCAGAAGUUGCAGGAUGGAGAAUUUAUUUUCCAAGCUACAAAGGAUUGUGUGACCAAAACAUUGAAAAGAUUAGAGGAGAAGAUUCAUGCACGAGUUUUGUCGCAUUUGUUAUACUUGAUGCGUGUAGCAGAGAGAAAUGUCCAAAGACGUGUUGCUUUGGCUUUUGCUCAUCUUUGCUCCCCAGAGGAUCUCAGAACCAUUUUCAUCGAUAACAAUGGUUUGGAAUUGCUUCUUGGGCUUCUUGGUUCUAGUAGCCCCAAACAGCAGCUUGAUGGUGCUAUGGCUCUGUACAAGUUGGCCAACAAAGCCAUGACUCUUUCUCCUGUGGAUGCAGCUCCUCCAUCUCCAACACCACAGGUUUAUCUAGGGGAGCAGUAUGUAAACAACCCUACGCUGUCCGAUGUUACGUUUUUAGUUGAAGGUAGACGGUUCUAUGCUCACAGAAUUUGCCUGCUUGCUUCUUCAGAUGCUUUUCGUGCAAUGUUUGAUGGUGGUUACCGGGAGAAGGAUGCAAGGGACAUUGAAAUACCAAAUAUUAGAUGGGAGGUUUUUGAGUUGAUGAUGAGAUUUAUAUACACCGGAUCAGUAGACAUUACUUUGGAUAUUGCUCAAGAUCUCCUCAGAGCUGCAGAUCAGUAUCUUUUGGAGGGACUCAAGCGGCUUUGUGAGUAUUCAAUAGCACAGGACAUAUCUUUGGAGAAUGUUUCAAACAUGUAUGAACUUUCAGAAGCCUUCCAUGCAAUGUCAUUACGGCAAACAUGUAUUUUGUUUAUCUUGGAGCAGUUCGAAAAAUUGAGUGCUAGACCAGGGCACUGUGAACUGAUCAAGAAUAUAUUGGAUGAGAUCAGAUCUUACUUUACUAAAGCACUCACUAAGCCUAACCCACAUAACUUGCGGCUGUAGAUUGCUGUCUUUUAUUCUUCAGCUCUAACACCCAAGUACGAUGUACAGAAACCCGUAAUAGAUGUUCUUGUUGUUGAGCCGGUGGAAGUUUCGACUUUCUUUUCUUUUUACAUUUAAAUUUCAAAAAGAGGUGUCUAAUUCUUUGACUGUAGUUUGUCUUAUAAUCCAUUCUGAUUCCCGAGUCUUGUUGGUUGUAAACACAAUGUUUCAUGUCUAAUACAAUUCCGACAUUGCUUGGAAUAUGAUCUUCCCGAACA